AUGCCCCCCAAACGAGCCUGCGACAUCUGUAUCGCCCGCAAAAUAAAAUGCAGUGGCUCCUGGCCCUGUGACUCCUGCAGCAGCGCCAUCAAACGCGUACCAUGUACAUAUUUGAGACCGGCGCGCAAACGGGGGCCUAAGGGGCGCAGCCCGGCCGGCAGUCAUCAGCAAGAAAUCCAGCCUGCUGCUGCAGAGGAUGUUCGGGAGAGUUCCUGCAAUAUAGGGACACAGGGUAUUCCUCCGCUCAUUUCCAAGGAGGUCCUCGCCUCGGUCGUGCGUCUGUACCAGCAGCACUCCUACAGUGUAUGGCCUGUCGUCAAUGCUGAUGCCCUGCUGCAAAGGCUUGUCGACAUAGAACCGGAUAAAAAGUCUGGAAGCACAUCAUGUCUUGCAACGGCACUCUGCGCAGCCACAAUGGCGCAACUGCAGCUCCCCCAAUUUGUCGACGGGGACCGAGCCGUGGACGGUGCUGUGCUGGCACAAGCUUGCCUCUGGAUGCGCGAACACGAAAACUCACAAAACGAGCAACACCUUGAUAUUAGCAGCAUUUUAGUCUCCUUUUUCUUGCAUGUCUAUUAUGCAAAGGUCAACCAGCCAAACAAGGCGAUGAUGUUUAUUCAAGAGGGGAUCGCUCGAGCUCAGAUUCUGGGCUUGGACGAAAGGCAGACCAAUGUAGCGGGACUGGAUGGGCCACUGAUUGCGAAUUGCAACCUAGUCUUCCCGUUGCUCUGGGUAUCCGAGAGGUAA
Molecule: messenger RNA, 747 nt
Organism: Penicillium lagena
Lineage: Eukaryota; Fungi; Ascomycota; Eurotiomycetes; Eurotiales; Aspergillaceae
Product: putative C6 transcription factor
Exons: 1
Coding region: 1-747 (248 amino acids)
Biological process (GO): regulation of DNA-templated transcription
Molecular function (GO): zinc ion binding; DNA-binding transcription factor activity, RNA polymerase II-specific
Source: RefSeq, a predicted model, not a curated record